AUGGCGGAAAAUUAUCUUUUUUUAGUCGAUAAUUUUCUGGAUACCUCAUAUGGGCAAACAUUUUCGGUCCUUGACUUUGGAAAGAAGAUUUUAUACAGAGAAGAUAAACCAGAUGAGACAGUUCGUUUAAUUAGAAGAGAACUUCAAGAUGCCUACUCCUUUCAACCACCGACAACAUGGGACAAAAUGCAAGAACACCAGAAUCUUUUACUGGUCGAUUUACUACCAACAUCUAAAGAAUAUCAAGAUUUGAUUGAACGUAUACAAAACAGGUCUCUUCGGGUGCAAUACGAAGUUAAGAAGAAACAGUUAGAAGCACAAAAUCCGAAUGCGAAAAAUGAAAACUUUUUAUGGCAUGGAACUUCGAAUGAAGCUAUUGAUAGUAUAAAUAGUCACGGAUUCAAUAGAAGCUAUUGCGGGAAAAAUGCGACAGUGUAUGGACAGGGUGUGUAUUUUGCAGUGAACGCAAGUUAUUCUUUGCAAGAUAGAUAUUCUACACUUGAUUUUACCGCUGUAAAGAGAGUCUAUUACUGUCGCGUCCUGACCGGUGACUAUACAGAAGGCAAAAGGGACAUGAAAUGGCUUCCACCGAAUAAGAAAUUCUCUAGCGGUUCAGUCUUGUAUAAUAGUGCAGUCGAUGACAUAGACGAUCCUACAUUAUAUGUUGUUUUCAACGACACACAAGCAUACCCAGAGUAUCUCGUGUCAUUCAAAGAGAUGCAGUAGAUUCAGAAAUUUCAGAAUGCAUUCUAUGGACAGUAUACAUAAACACAGUCAAUUUUAUACGUUGUCAUUGGAAUAUUUUUGCGUGUUUAUGCUUUUUAGAAACUUGAUGUACGUUUGUGCUGUGUCCAUUACCCUGACCGACUUCCGAUCCGAAACCAUGCAUUGAUAUUUCAAAAUUACUUAUCAGAAACAUUCACUACAAUAAGUUUUUAUAAUACUAAAAUAAUUUUAACGCACACUACACCAAUCAAUAUCAAAUAGAGUUGCAGCCUUUGUUCUUUUUCUAUCUGUGCUUAUCGUAUACAUUGGGGGAUUUUUUUAAGUACGUUUAAUUACUAUCUAUCUUAUUUUAUCAUACGACCAGAAGAAAGAUCUAGGUCAGAAAUAAUGCAGUCUUUAUAUUGUAAAGCUACCUCAUUUACCCUACUUUUAAUUUUUGAAAGUUUCGUACACAAAUGCAGUGUUUUGGACCUUAUCCUCAAUGUUAAUCCAUUAUCGUUCGUUGUAUCGGUCAAUAUCAAUUUAUCAUACCAAUUUACCAUACCGGUGUGAUUUCUAAUCUUAAUCGAGUAAUCACAUUCUUUUAUAAAAUCAUCCAGCAUGGUUCUACUAAGGUGCCCGUCCGAGCCAGAAAUAAUACCUGGCUGGGUACUUGAGAUCUUGCUAAAAGGCCGUCGUAUGAAUUAAAUUGCGUCGGAGUAACUUUGAAUAUGUUCUUAUCUGAUUUUUUCUUGCUCUUCAUUUGACCUCACACUCCUUUAUAGCUGAAAAAUGUUUAAUGUAAGAUGAAAAUAUGCAGUAGGCAAGAUCAACUGGCACCAGACCAAACAGAAAUCUCUUGAGAGAACAAAUGCCAUGUAGAUAGUUUUAUUCAUAUCAGAUAAGUUGAACAUGGCGCAAUCCUUUCAAGCCUAACAUUAUAUUGAUCGCUUAUUAUUAGCAAAACUCUAACUUGAAGUGGUUUAUAAUAGCAUAAUCCUUACAUCCAUUUGUUUGGAUUCAUCUUCUUUCUCAUCGAUAUUUCAAUUAUUUCAUAUAAAUUCAGUAACAUUAUAGUUGCUAGGAAAGUUCGUACAAAAAGCGGAUUAUGUACAUGUUUGAUGUUGUCUACAAAUUCCACAAUACUGAAAUCAUCGCAGACCAAACGUUACUAGAUCACAUAUAUAUUCAAAUGCAAAAGUUUAUAUGCGUGUUGUAUGUUUUGCAUUCAUAUUACUGUUUUAUUUUUUAUUUCCGUUGAAUGGUUUUAUUCUUAUGGACAAACAUAAUCUUUGUGUUAUCUUAUAUUUUCAUUGUCGAAACCGUUAUAAUUAUAGUUUUGACCUAUUCAUUUAUCAAUUUUAGAAUUGUUGGAUAUGGUGACAGAUUGUUUUUUACAAAUACCUACAUCGUAUUUGACAUUUGCAAAUUAAGACGAUGACGUCAGUGAGCUGCUACUGGGCCCAUGUCACGAAGUCAAUUUAGGACAAAAUCAGAACUUAGGAUUAAGGUGUUUACGAACAACAUUUUAAGUAGAUAGAUUCUUUUUAACUUUGAAUAUGUUCUAAAGUCCAUACGUAGGAGAGAACUUGAGAAAGAAAUCUUAAAUCAAUCAAUACUAAAAAGGAUUUGACAUGUAGUGACAGGUUAACGCAUAAAGUCCUGCGACUUAAUUCCAAUUGGUUCCUUUUAUACUACUGAGGAAAAAUAGGGAAAAAAUGAUCAGUACUAUAUUCAAGGCAAAUAAAACAUUUUCCUAAAUCUUAAAUACUUCAGAUUAUUUAAAAAUACAUGAAUACUUUCAAUACUUAGAUAUGUUUAUGACAUUUCCCUGCUUGUCUUUGAAACAAUUUACAUCUCAAAUCCCUGCAAAAAUCACAUACGUUUUUGGUAAGAAAAAGAAUAUCACAGAUGGGUUUUCAAAUACAUCAACACAUCACAUACAAUUUAUCAUACAAAUCAUAUGACAAGCAAUAUUCUGUCAUAAACAUUUUUGAAAUGCUUCUUAACUUCUUUCUUUAAUCUAGUGUUACCUAUGGACUAUAUUGAUUCAAGUAGUGAAGUUCAUGUUAAAAUGUUAUUAUAGUAAAACGUCGUGGCUGCUGCAGUCAGCAGAAGGAACAAAAACAAUUGAACUUGUGUCUCCUUGUACAAUAUGUGUGAACAUAGGUUUUUCUGACAAAGUUAUCUUUCAUUUAUGAUGGACAUUUGUCAUUAUAAAUCUUGUGAACAUGAUUUAGAAUCAGCUGUUUGACUCUGUCCUCAAUUUUUAACAGCCAAAGUUUAUGAAAAUCUGAACAAGUAAAAGAUGUCCGAGCAGGUACAUUCAGUAUGAAUCUGAAUACUUUGUUCUGAACCUGGAGCUUGGGCCUAAAAGUUUUGCCCAAACUAGUAUACCAGGCAGAACAAGUGUAGUCAAACAAACACUGAACAAGAGAAUUACAAAGUGCGCGAUUUUGCAACAAUACAUUUUAUGUUUAUCAUUGUUUUUAUGCUUUAUUCAUAACAUUCUAUAGUAUUAUCAUUUUUAUGUCUUGUGUAUCUUCUUGAGUCUGAAACUGUUUUUAUAUAAUAUUGUGACUCUUAUAACUAUGUUAAUGGUUAUGUAAACAUAUUGCUUUAUAUGUAUA
This is a messenger RNA of Mercenaria mercenaria, 3335 nucleotides long. RefSeq names its product protein mono-ADP-ribosyltransferase PARP14-like. The record is from RefSeq and is a predicted model, not a curated record. Gene Ontology annotation, molecular function: transcription corepressor activity; NAD+ poly-ADP-ribosyltransferase activity. Lineage: Eukaryota; Metazoa; Mollusca; Bivalvia; Venerida; Veneridae. The transcript is spliced from 5 exons. Gene Ontology annotation, cellular component: nucleus; cytoplasm. Gene Ontology annotation, biological process: negative regulation of gene expression. The coding region runs from base 1 to 726 and encodes 241 amino acids.